Cladocopium goreaui is the source of this 2319-nucleotide messenger RNA. NCBI's taxonomy places the organism in Eukaryota, Dinophyceae, Suessiales, Symbiodiniaceae. The record is from the annotation of a GenBank genome assembly.
GCAGCCACCAUGAAGUUCGCUCAGGGACUUAUCGUGGGUUUGCUCUUCGGUUCAGCUGCUGUCUUCAUAAGCUAUGAGAAAUCUGCCUUCCUUGGUCUACCAGGUGUGAGCGUGACUUUGGCAGAGAGCACGCUGACGACUGCCGUGAAGGAUGCUCAAAGGCAAUGCGAAAGCAGGAUGGCAGCGGCCAUUGAGUCUGCAGAGAGGCAAUGUGAGACGAAGUUGAGCAGAGUGCAGCAAGACGAGCAUGAAGAAGAAUCUGCUGAGGAAGAACCCCAAGAAGAGCCUGCAGAAGAGCCUGCAGAGGAGUUAGCCGAGGCUGCUGUAUCAGCAGAGCUCAAAGACCCAGCCAGCAUGACACCCUACGGUUGCCCACCGGGACUGCCGAAGAUCCAGAGCAUUCUGCAAGACGAAGGAUCCGAGAAGUUCUCCAUGCACCACUAUGAGCGCUACUAUGCCAGCUGGUUCCGGGAGAUGCGCUGCAGGUCCACUCUGAGACUUGUGGAGAUUGGCGCGAGCCAAGCUUCGUUGAAAGCAUGGGAUCGGAUGUUUCAAUCGUCCAGCAAGACCAUCCUAGGUGUUGCGGACAGCGACAGAUCCUCCGAAAAUGCCAUGGAUGCCUUGAUUUCCAAGGGGCCCUGGGACAUCAUCAUCGACAACGGUUCCAGUGCAGCUGGCCAGAUGCUCUUCUGCUUGUUCUCCUUGUGGAACACCUUGGCACCGGGUGGUGUGUACAUCAUUCAGAACCUGCACGCCAACUUUGGGGUCAACGAGGUCGCUGCAGAGAGACCACUGGCGAAUCAAGCAUGGGCUGUAGUACAAAAAAUUGAGGAGAUCCAACAAGUUCUGAUGCGUCACCAGCUGGGCGCACGGGACUUGAGUGUGAUGCCGGGCGAUCACAGUCUGAUCUCCGUGGAAUGGGGGAUGAAUUUAGUGAAGUUGAGAAAAUGCACUGAACUGGAGUGUGCAAGUCCUCCAAAAUGGCGAGAGGUCCGGGUGGACAUGGAUCGUAUGGUUGCGUGGAACGAAAGGGCUACAGCAACCAAUCCCAAGAUCACCAAACGACCUGGCACUUUGCCGCAGCCAAUGUCGCAGCCGCGGUCCAUUGAACCGCCAGCUUUUGCAGAUGUCAGUGGCUCCCCAUACCCAUGCCCAAAGGGAUUGGAAUCGAUCGCAAGUUUGAUCAAACGGAGUGGCUCUGACAAGUACAAGAACCAUCGCUAUGACCACUACUACGAGAGGUGGUUCCGGGAGAUUCGCUGCAAGCCCAAGAUCAAGGUCAUCGAGAUCGGUGCCAACCAGGGUCACUCCUUGAACGCCUGGGACACGAUCUUCACCUCACCGGGGAAGACGGUGCUGGGCUUGGCCUAUGGCGGCCCUGCCAUGGGAGUGGAGAAGAAGGUGAGACGUGGCGUGGGAGUGCUCUUUGGAGAUCAGUCCAAGAAGAGGACCAUGGAAGAUUUAAUCGCAAGGGGGCCGUGGGAUAUCAUCAUCGACGAUGGUUCGCAUGUGCCCUACCACAUGGUUUUCUCAUUCUUCUCCCUGUGGAAAGCUGUGGUUCCUGGUGGUCUCUAUGUCAUUGAAGACCUGGAGACCAACUAUUGGCUGCCUGGCAGAAGGGUCUACGGGUACAAGCUGAGCCACACGGGAAUCGAUACGGACGCGGCCCAUUCUGCGGUGAAGAAAGUGGAGCAGUUGACCAAAGCUCUGAUGAGAUUCCAACUGGGUGCCCGGGGUCUCACAGUGAUGCCUGGUGAUGGUGACAUUUGCUCGGUGGAAUGGGGACACAAUCUGGUAAAGAUCCGAAAAUGCACAGAGGAGGAGGCGGCUGCGAAUCCAACAUGGAAAACACCUAUCUUCGAUCAACAGGAAAUGGAAGCGUGGAUCCAACAGGCACAAAGAACGAAUCCACGCGUCUGACGAAAAAUGUUCUAUGGCCAAAGUUUGCUGCAAAGGUUGGAUGGAUGCUGAUGCUUUUCAAUGAAGACUGGAGUUUGUGGAAAUGCUGAGGAUAGGAGCAUUGAAGGUCUUUGCAGUGAAAAAAGCAAGGAAUCUCAAGCCUCCCUUCAAAGUCUGAAAAUGUCUAAGGUGUGCAAGUUGAUGGCCAGAAAGGAAUCAUUGGUAAUACAUGGAUGGGGUUGGUUCGUGAUGAACAGCGUCCAUCCAGUCAGCACAGAAUUAUAGAGAAUGAGUUACAAAAACUCCAUCCGACUUCCUCCAGUGGAGGCUACCCCCUGCGGGACAGAGGAUCGUUUCACUUUCGGCGCCUAUAAGCGCCUGUGGGAUGCAAAGUCGUCCAUUGCUAUUGAUGAAAGAAAA